AAACGAGGUUGCCCUUUACGUCGUACUCCGAUCAACAGAAAAUGGCGUCGUACGCAGGUAGUGCCGAAGAAAGGUCGACUUUUGCUUCCGACUCUUCCAAGAAAGAGAGUGAUAAUGAACAGAAUAGUAAUUUUGAAUGCAACAUAUGUCUGGAUGUAGCUCGAGAUGCUGUUGUUAGCCUAUGCGGACAUUUGUUUUGCUGGCCCUGCCUACACAAGUGGCUAGAAACACGACCAAAUAGAUCAGUUUGUCCAGUUUGUAAGGCUGGCAUCAGCAAAGACAAGGUUAUUCCACUUUAUGGAAGAGAUAAUCCAAAACAGAAGGAUCCAAGGGAAAACCUACCUCCAAGACCACAAGGACAAAGACCAGAACCUGAAAAUAAUUUUAAUCCUUUCCAGGGUUUUGGUUUUGGAAAUGGUACAGGUGGCUUUCAGGUCUCCUUUGGCAUUGGGGCUUUCCCAUUCACAUUUUUAUCAACUACAUUUGGAAAUGGCAACAAUGGACAACAAAGAAAUGCGGACUCACCACAAGCUCAAGAAGAAGUCUUUCUUUCAAGGUUAUUUUUAUGGAUUGCACUACUGUUUCUUUUUUGGCUGCUUUUUGCUUAAGGGUUGUAAAUGAAUGUUAAUCUCAAGACUCAAGCCUUUGUAUAAACAGAUAAUAUGUAGACACUUAAACAGAAUCAGCGGAGAUAUAAAAAUGGCAGCCUCCACAUUUAUGAAUUGACAACCAAUUGUUUUGAAACAAUUGUUUUGAAACAUCUUUUAAAAAUCCCAUACAGUUAUGUUAUAAGAAGUUUUAACAGCCAUGGUUUAUAUCCAUUUAUUCCCUGUAAUCUUUGCACCAUCGUUCUAACACCAUUACUACAUCUUAACCCAGUUUACCAGGUUCUAUCCAUCAGUAGUUUGAAUUAUUCAGUUGGUAACAUUUCCGUUUGCUUUUGACAAUGGCAUUAAACAUGGUAUUUUUAGGCCACCUAGAGGUUUUGUCGUGACAAGUUAACCACUAUGUUAAUCAAAUUAAUCUUCCCUAGCUUUGAAAGCUUCAUUGACAUCACAGGGUAUUUGUCGUCUAUCUAAAGUCCCUAUUGACAGUUUAGGACCAAUAAAAAACUCUGAUUAUUUUAUUAUUGAAGAGGGGAUUUUUGUGUGGUGAAAGCCCAGAAAAAUUUAAGGCAUAUACCUAUGUUUUCUUAUUACCCUCCAUUUCACAGAAUAUUGCAUAUCUGAUAGUGAAAUGAUGUGCCACAUAUCAGCCCUGAAUUUAUGUUUUGCUGGAUAAAAUAACCACACUUGUUUUCGUAAUUCAUGAGUUUUAUUACUUUCCUACCUCCUUCUUUCCUAUGUUUCUUCAAUUGUUUUUUUCUUUUAUCUCCCUAUUGCAUAUUGUUUUGUUUCUUUUGCAGUUCUUUCCUGUUUUCUUUUUGUUCUUUCCUUUGUUCUAUCCAUUGUCCCAUUCACCCCAUUAAAUAUGGAACUCUUAUUUCACUCUCUAAUUAUGUACCCUCCCCCGAAUCAACUUACACUGCACAUACAGUACUCCAUUUUUUAAUAUCACCAGCAAAAGGCCCCAAUCAAGCAGUAAUAUUUAAAAUCAGCUUUAAGUUUGCUCAUGGCGUUGAUUUACGUUAAUUGUCUCUAAUCUCAAACUCGUUUUGUGUUGAAACUUAAACAAAUUCGUUAAUUUAAGUCAUAGUCAAUAGAUUUAUUCAUGUAGUCUUAAUUUUUCAUUGCUUAAGGUUGAAUUUCUCGUAAAAAGAACUAGAUUUAUGAUUAUAUAUUUAAGCAGCGUAUUACCUAUAGUUGAUAAGUGGAAAUUGAAGUCUGGAUUGUGAGUCGGUACAUGAAGUAAAACCGUAAGGGCUUUGGACAGUCUAAAGGCAAAUAAGACAUUUGAUGCAAGAAAGCCCUGCUUUGCGUCUCGUAAUCUUAUCUUUACGGAAACUUGCUUGUAGCUGUUAAUCACAAACUUCAUAUAGAUCAGUAGCUCUAACUGUUUGAAAUUAAUCGAUUUAUUCUGGAGUAUUAAAACAUACUUUUAACAACA
Rhopilema esculentum is the source of this 2046-nucleotide messenger RNA. RefSeq names its product E3 ubiquitin-protein ligase RNF185. Gene Ontology annotation, cellular component: endoplasmic reticulum. Gene Ontology annotation, biological process: ubiquitin-dependent protein catabolic process. NCBI's taxonomy places the organism in Eukaryota, Metazoa, Cnidaria, Scyphozoa, Rhizostomeae, Rhizostomatidae. The record is from RefSeq and is a predicted model, not a curated record. Gene Ontology annotation, molecular function: ubiquitin protein ligase activity; metal ion binding.